CCCUCGACGGCACGCCCACCCACGACAGCUUCGGCGCCGACGAGACACUCCGCGCCGCCCUCGCCGCCGAGCCAAACGAUAUCACACACCUCGACGGCCAGGACGCUAUCCCCUUCCCGCAGCACAUCCUGACGGGACGCUACCAGCCCUUCAACGCUCCGCCGCCACCGGUCCUCAUGCCCGUUGACGCUGCGCCAGCGACCGAGACCGGUCAGGCGAAACGCACGUACACAGCUACCCUGACAAUCGAGGAGAGCACCUCCCCGCUCGGCGAGGUGACGUACGUAGCACACAGCUCGCCACUACAAGAUGUGGAGGAGCCGACGGUGCCAACGGCAUUCAGGGAGCGCAUGCGUGGGCGGAGGUUGAGAUAUGUCGAGGAGAGAGCUGGCGGGGAGAUGUGGGCGAUUAGUGUGAAGAGGCAGAGGAAGCUGAAGAUGAAGAAGCAUAAGUAUAAGAAGCUGAUGCGGCGGACGAGGAAUUUGAGGAGGAGAUUGGAUCGUAAUUAGAUGGGGAUGGGUAGAGGGGUUUUUCUUUUGUGCAUUUGUUUGCAUUGCAUGGAGGGAUUGGGAGAUUAUAUUUUUUUUUGGUUGGGGACAGAGGUAGUACAUAGAUGGGGGUGAUGGCGCCCGUGAAUUUUCUACUCUAGAACUGGUACUUGAUGGCAUGGGCAUGUAGAGGCAUCAAUCAUAUACUAGUGACAUAUUUGCAGC
This is a messenger RNA of Pseudogymnoascus destructans, 713 nucleotides long. RefSeq lists its product as uncharacterized. Gene Ontology annotation, biological process: mRNA processing. NCBI's taxonomy places the organism in Eukaryota, Fungi, Ascomycota, Leotiomycetes, Thelebolales, Thelebolaceae. Gene Ontology annotation, cellular component: mitochondrion. The transcript has a single exon. The record is from RefSeq and is a predicted model, not a curated record. Bases 177 to 509 code for a protein of 110 amino acids.